CAAAAGUUCCGGCUGCCGCCGAUGGCUAGCUUUUAAUUUGAUCCCUGAGAAGGGUAAACCUAUCGUCAUGAAGGCCAUUAAGAUCAAUGAAACCGGAGGUUUGUCUCAAUUGAAAUACGAAGAUGUACCAAUUCCAGAACCGCAGCACAGCGAGGUUUUGAUUAAGAAUCAUACAAGUGGUGUUAAUUAUCUUGAUGUGUAUCUUCGUGAAGGUAUUUUUACUUUACCUACCAUUCCAGCAAUCCUUGGAGUAGAGGGUGCAGGGAUUGUAGAGAAGCUAGGACCUGGUGCUGUUGGUGUGACUGUGGAUGAUCACGUGGCUUAUUUUCAUCUUGGUUCAGGAAGUUUUGCAGAAUACAGCACUGUUCCAGUGGAUAAACUUGUCAAAGUGCCAUCAAACAUCUCUUUUGAACAAGCUGCAACAACCAUGAUUCAGGGUAUCACUGCUCAUUACUUGGUUCACACUGUGUACCCGGUGGAACCUGGUACCAAGGUGUUGGUACAUGCAGCUGCUGGGGGAACUGGAUCCCUAAUAUGUCAAGUGGCUAAAAAUGCAGGAGGUUAUGUCAUUGGUACAACAAGCACAAAAGAAAAAGCUACCAAAGCAAAGGCUUGUGGAGCUGAUGAAGUUAUUCUGUAUUCUAAUCAAGACUUUGUCCAAGAAGUCAACAGGAUCACGGAAGGUACUGGAGUCAACGUCAUUUAUGACGGGGUUGGAAAGACAACUUUUUACAAAGGUUUUAAAUGCCUUGCAACACGAGGUACCAUGGUCCUUUUUGGUGGUGCAUCUGGUUACCCAGACUCUCUAGAGCUCAAUCUUGUUUCAUCUGGGUCACACAGUCUCAUUCUUCCAAAGUUAUUCGACUACAUUGCAACGCCCGAGGAGUUGUCAUGGAGAGCUAAUGAUGUGUUUGAUUGGAUCACACAAGGAAAGAUUAAAAUGGAUAAUUUUACCGUGUUUACGCUUUCAGAAGCAAAGAAAGCUUUUGAAAUGCUCGAAGGCAAGAAGACAAGUGGAAAACUCUUGCUUAAACCUUGAAACUGUCUUUGAAACUAUGUGAUCUGAAUGUUAUUAGUAAGCUUUCGAUGUUAGUAGAGCCAGCCAGUCAUGUGUUUUUUCAAUUGAUUCUAGUACAUUGAUAUUUAGAUAUUUUGUGGUACUCACAAAUUGUCAUCACCUCCCGCAAUGAAAUAAAUCAUAGU
Messenger RNA from Pocillopora verrucosa, 1203 nucleotides. Its product is annotated as quinone oxidoreductase 1-like. NCBI's taxonomy places the organism in Eukaryota, Metazoa, Cnidaria, Anthozoa, Scleractinia, Pocilloporidae. Gene Ontology annotation, cellular component: cytosol. Gene Ontology annotation, molecular function: quinone reductase (NADPH) activity; mRNA 3'-UTR AU-rich region binding; NADPH binding. The record is from RefSeq and is a predicted model, not a curated record.